GUAUUCUGUUUUUAUUUACGAUUUACACAACGUGCCAACUUUUCUGGUUUUGGGGUUUGUAUUACCUUUUGAUCCAAACAAACUCAAAAUUGGCCAAAUUUGUUUUUCUUCUGCACGUAAUAACAACCGUCAUAUAUGUGCAUUAUUUCAGAAAGAUGUUGUAUCUACUCCAUAUGUAGUAUCUUACUGGAACACAUUUACUGAUAACCUUAACUGGAAAAGAAUUUGGACUUUACCAACUAAAUAUAUGAUCAAUAAUAAAGUAAGAGAAGUVUCCUUUAAAAUUAUUCAUAGAAUUUACCCAUCUAAAAUAUUUUUGCAACGCUUUAAAAAAGAUAUAAAUGUAAUGAGCUCUUUGUGUGGAGGCCACCCUGAGGAUGAUCAUCACUUGUUUUGGUCUUGCCCCCUUUCUACUCAGUUGUGGGAAGAUAUAUGUUCUGACCUCUGCCUCUGUUGAGCCACAUUUUUCUCUUUGCUUUGAACAUAUAUUGUUUGGCUUCACUGACCAUCCACUUACCAAAGAAAAACAGUUUUAUAUUAUCAAUCUUAUUAUAUAUUUAGCCAAAUGGCAUAUUCACAAAUGCCGCUACACUAAUCAAAAACCUCUUCUUUCUAUUUUCUUAAACGAAGUCAAACAAUAUAUUACAAUUAUUAGACACUCAAUAAAUACGAAAGCUAUUAAAACCUGUGCCUUAUGUGAUCUUUUUCAAGCCUUUGUGUAAUGUUAUUUUAAAAUUGUCUCAAAGCUUGUAACCUAACCCCCUGGUAAAUGUUUUAUUGUACUCUAUUUUACAUUGUUCCUCAUUUUGAUUCUAAUUUUAAAAAAAAACAUGACUCACAACAGCUACCGGGACUACGUCACUUUCGUUAGAGGCUGGCCUUCAAAAUAAGACCUCGAACAGUCCUCGUGACAACAGCAGAUGGCAGCAUCACUUUCCUCAAGCUUCGAGUUUAAGCCUCGGCCAUUUUGGAUUCAUGGACUGUUGCUAAGGCAACGACCAAAACACCAUGUCUGAGCUGCACCAAGCUGCUGCAGCAGGAGAUUAUCAAAAGGUUGAAGAAUUACUGACUCAGCAAAACAUCUGUCCUAAUCAGAGAGACGUGGACUGGAGCUACAAGACUCCUCUUCACUGGGCAGCAGCUGGAGGACAUACAGAGAUCACCAGGCUUCUCAUAGAGCACGGGGCCAGGACAGGUCUGAGGACGGAGCACGGAUGGACUCCGGCACACUUUGCUGCAGAGUCUGGUCGGUUGGAUGUGCUGCGGCUGCUGCACUCUCUCCACGCACCUUUAGACAAGGAGGACAUCUGUGGAGACAAACCAGCAAGGCUGGCCCAAAUAUAUGGACACCAAGACUGUUUUCAAUUCCUUCAAAAAGCAGAGACGGAGUGUCAGGCCUACCGCAGGAAAGCAGCUCAAGAAGGGAUUUCCAUUGACGAUACAGAUGAGGAAUGGGCAGAACAAACAGGACUUGUAGAACACAAUAUAGUUAGAUAAUUAUUGUUUUUACCAUAAGCCUAUUCACAUAAAGCUUACUGCAAAUCAAAUAGAAUACAUAAGACACUAUAUUGCUUUAUUCACAUUUGACAUUUGUAUGUCACCUUAACCACAGAAGAAAUAAAUGUGAAAUACAGUUUAAACGAGUUAAUCUUAAAGUGUAAAGAGCUGAAACUAAAAGUCCAUUAUGAAAACAACAAACAAUCAAAACGAAAUGAUCACAUCACAGAAAACUG
This is a messenger RNA of Austrofundulus limnaeus, 1733 nucleotides long. It is a transcript of the gene ankrd66, whose product is annotated as ankyrin repeat domain 66. Bases 1009 to 1497 code for a protein of 162 amino acids. The transcript has 4 exons. Gene Ontology annotation, molecular function: protein binding. The record is from RefSeq and is a predicted model, not a curated record. NCBI's taxonomy places the organism in Eukaryota, Metazoa, Chordata, Actinopteri, Cyprinodontiformes, Rivulidae.